AUGGACAUUGAGGACGAGCCGCGGCCGCAGCUCGUGCCGCCGCCCCAGCCCGCCACCACAGGCGGCCGACCGCCGCCGCAGCCAGAGCACCAGCCGCGGCCAGGCCAUCUGCAAGGCCACGCCCUGGAGCCGCCGGGCCGCACGCCGUUCGACAGCGCCGGCGGCGGCCCGCAGCAGCCGCCGGCCUCGGCGCAGGUGCCCCUUUCGGUGGGGGGCGCGGCGCAGCAGCUGGUCUUGCAGCCCAGCAUAGAGGGGCCCUCGGAUCUUGACCUCACGUCUCGAGCUGUGGAGGGCGGGUCGGUCAAGACGCAGCGCCUGCGGCGGAGGACGCUGGAGGAAGCUUCCGCGCAGCAGCAGCAGCAGCAGCUGCAGCAGCAGAGCAAGAGGAGGCGGAGCCAGCAGCAGCAGCAGCAGCAGCAGCAGCAGCAGCAGCAAUCAGCCGAGUCGGAGCUGAAGGCGGAACCGCAGGGCAGUGAGGCGUCGCCGCAGCGGCGGCCGUCGCAGCCGCAGCCGCGCCAGCAGCAGGCGCAGCAGAGCGGGACGACGCCGGACGCUGGCGCUGCCGGGGAGAAGUGGUGCGCG
Messenger RNA from Monoraphidium neglectum, 582 nucleotides. RefSeq lists its product as hypothetical. The annotation marks the transcript as partial. The record is from RefSeq and is a predicted model, not a curated record. The transcript has a single exon. Lineage: Eukaryota; Viridiplantae; Chlorophyta; Chlorophyceae; Sphaeropleales; Selenastraceae.